UUAUAUCGUAAACUACACAUAUCAUUCAUUUUUUAUGGUAUAUUAUAUUUACGUACUAGCACAAUAUCAGCAUGCCAAAAUACAUGGAACUCAGCCCAACAUCAGCACCUGGACAAGGAGAGGAAGACUGCUUGUACCCAAUUAGUCCCCAAAUGUUGCCUAGUGGAAGACCCUAUGUGCAACCUCAUCCACUCACACAAACGCAAUUGUAUACCAUUACAAAACCACCUUCGUUAUGCUCAUAUCCACUGCCCAUAUUUCAUGAAUUCCUAAAGCAAUUGGACCAUAAUCCAGCUACGAUUCCCAUUUUCCAAAAUUACUAUUAUAAUACUUUACCAUUUGCUCGUGACUCUUCCCCACAAAUAUACCAAUCAUCAAGGAAUAUGUCAACAGAACAACGUUUGUAACACCUUUGGAUACAUAAUCGACCAUUGCAACUACAGUUACAUCGUUUACGGCAGUCUACUUUACCGAGAUGAC
Messenger RNA from Ceratosolen solmsi marchali, 480 nucleotides. RefSeq lists its product as uncharacterized. The transcript has a single exon. The record is from RefSeq and is a predicted model, not a curated record. Lineage: Eukaryota; Metazoa; Arthropoda; Insecta; Hymenoptera; Agaonidae. The coding region runs from base 72 to 407 and encodes 111 amino acids.